Messenger RNA from Syngnathus typhle (broad-nosed pipefish), 2451 nucleotides. RefSeq names its product nexilin (F actin binding protein) (gene nexn). Gene Ontology annotation, cellular component: plasma membrane; axon. NCBI's taxonomy places the organism in Eukaryota, Metazoa, Chordata, Actinopteri, Syngnathiformes, Syngnathidae. The record is from RefSeq and is a predicted model, not a curated record. Gene Ontology annotation, biological process: dendrite self-avoidance; axon guidance; homophilic cell-cell adhesion. Gene Ontology annotation, molecular function: cell-cell adhesion mediator activity. The coding region runs from base 1 to 2451 and encodes 816 amino acids. The transcript has 12 exons.
AUGGCUGAGGUGGCGCAGGUUGAAGCAGGGGUCAAAACAGAAGAUGUCCCAAGUAAAAAGGAACAUGUGAGCAAUGCAGAUGAGAAGACAAAGGAGGCACCUGACGCACAGAAGAAAAAGUCUGGUGAGACACACGUGAACGGCGUGGAACACAAGGGGAAGGAGAAAACUAGUGUCGAUAAGAAUAGAAGAAAGAAAACCACAAAGGUUGUUGAGGAGGAAGCGCCAUGUGACGCAACGGAAGAGAAGAAUAUUUCUGAUGUUAUGCUCAAAAAAGAGAGACUGCUCCAAACCAGAAAACCCGUAGCCAGAAGCUAUGUGCCCAACACGAACAAAGACAAGAAUGACGUGACGGGAAAGUUUGAAGCAAUGCAGAAGGCCAGAGAAGAGCGCAGCAGGCAGAGGAACAGAAAUGAGCAGCAGAAGAGGAAGGAGCAGUACAUCAAGGAGAGGGAGUGGAACCGCAAGAAGCAGCAGAUAAAAGAACUUCUGGCUUCCAGCGAUGAGGAGGAUGAGGUGAAGCCGGCAAAAGUGGAGAAAUCCUACGUCCCCAAAAUCACAGGUAGUGUGAAGGGGAAGUUUGCCGAAAUGGAGAAGCAGAGGCAAGAGGGGGAGAGGAAAAAGAUGGAAGGUGAGAGGAGAAGGAGGGAAACUCAAGACAAUUUGGAAAAAGACAAAAUCAAAAGAGAAUUGGCCAAGAAGGCAGCUGAGGAAGGAGAUGACAGCAUCUUGGUUCGUGUGGUUCCCACCAAGCCAUCACGAGCUCCAGGCAGAAUCAAAGUGAACUUUGAGGAUAUGGAGAAGAAUCGAGAAGAGGAGUUGAAGAAGUCAGCGGAGGAAGAGAAGAAGAGACGCUACGAUGACAACAGACGCUCUUUCAGGGAGGCCAAACGACGCUCCAUUGUCCCUGAGGAUGAAGAGGAGAUCGCGGAGAAGGUGCAGGUGACUCCAGGAAAGUUGAAAAUGACGUUUGAGGAACUGGAAAAGGAAAGGCAGGAGCAGAGAAAAAAGCAAGCUGAGGAGGAAGCCAAACGUCGCCUCCAACAAGAGAAGAAAGCUUUUGAGGAGGCCCGACUGGGAUUGGAUGAAGAUGAGGAAGGCACUCAAGCAACAUCCCCGGACGACAAGGAAGACUUCCGACCCGGAAAACUGAGAUUGAGCUUUGAAGAACUUGAGAAGCAACGAGUCGAGGAGGAGCGCAAGAAGGCAGAGGAAGAAGCCAAGAGACGAAUGGAGGAGGAAAGAAGAGCUUUUGCUGAAGCCAGAAAGAGCAUGCUGGUCGACGAAAACGACGAGGCUCUGAUGGCCUUACUGAACCUGGAGGGCAGCGAACCUGGAAAGAUCUGCGCCAGUUUUGAGGAGCUGGAGCGCCAGAGAAGAGAGGAAGAGCAGAAGAAGGCAGAGGAGGAGGCCAAGAAGAGAUUGGAAGAGGAGAAGAGGCUCUUUGCCGAGGCACGAAAAAGCAUGGUUCUGGAUGACGAGGGUGAUUUAUUGAGGACGGAAUCGCAGGAGGCGCUACACCCAGGGAAACUGGAGAUGAACUUUGAGGAGCUGCUGAAGGAGAAGGAGGAAGCCGAAAGGAGACGCAAGGCAGAUGAGCGCAAACAGAAACUGGAGAAGGAGAAGCAGGAGUUUGAACAGCUACGGCAAGAGAUGGGCGAGGAAGAAGUGAAUGAAAGCUCCAACAUUGUAAAUAAUGAGUACGAAGAGUUGACCAAACUCAAGAGGACGGGCUCCAUCCAAGCCAAGAACCUCAAGUCCAAGUUUGAGAAGAUCAAGCAGUUGACUGAAGAGGAGAUUCAGAAAAAGAUUGACAUGGAAAGAGCUCGGAGGAAGGCUGUCGAUGAUGAAAUUAAAGAGAGAGAAGCUGAACGCUUCCAAGAGGAAGAUGACGAAAGCCAAAUGACUUCGGCGAGAGGUGAGGAGUCUCCAUUCAAACAGAAGGUGGACAUGCGAGCCAGGUUUGAACAAAUGGCCAAAGCUAGAGAAGAUGAGGAGAAAAAAAGGAUAGAGGAACAGAAGCUACAGAGAAUGCAGUUUGAACAACAGGAGAUCGACGCUGCCCUCCAAAAGAAAAAGGACGACGACGUCGAAGACGAGGCAAGCAUCGUCAACGGUUCCUACGAGGACGACGAAGAUCAAGCCAGGUCGGGCGCCCCGUGGUUCAAGAAACCUCUCAAAAACCAGUCUGUGGUGGACUCGGAGCCCGUCCGCUUCACCGUCAAGAUCACCGGAGAGCCAAAGCCGGAGGUGACCUGGUGGUUUGAAGGCGAGAUGCUCCAAGACUGCGAAGACUAUCAGUACAUCGAGAGAGGGGAGACGUACUGCCUCUACCUGCCUGAGACCUUCCCCGAAGACGAGGGCGAGUAUAUGUGCAAGGCGGUGAACAGCCGAGGCACGGCGGCGAGCACCUGCAUCCUCACGAUAGAAAGUAAGAGCACCCUGGUGUGA